Messenger RNA from Bursaphelenchus okinawaensis, 2610 nucleotides. The record is from the annotation of a GenBank genome assembly. NCBI's taxonomy places the organism in Eukaryota, Metazoa, Nematoda, Chromadorea, Rhabditida, Aphelenchoididae.
AUGAAUCGCAAGAAAAACGGAAGACGAACUGUGACCACGCGAGCAGAGAAACCAGCGAAAACUAUUAUUGUGAGUUGUUUUUUUUCAUUUUUUAUAUUUAGGUUUUGAAGAGUAGAUGUGAAUUGUAAAGGAAUGUAGCUAUCUUGACUUCUAAGGUAAUCUAUGAUAUCGUACUAUAUCGUAAAAAGUAUCGAAUCACAUGGUCUUUAGAGAAGGUUGUCUAAAAGCGGGUAAAACGCGAAGAACGAAAGUUUAGCUAGAUUGUUCUCACUUUCUUAUCAAAAAUGUCUGAUUUUAUCUUAUCGUGAGCUCUAAUUUAGAAAGGAUCGUUCGUACUGUCACUCAAAAUUGAAAAUUUAUGCAAAGGUUCUGGUGAAUUUGUCUCUAAAAUUUCUAGAGUGAUUGUUUUCAGAAAAAACUGAAGAGAUCAGCAUCAGAGAUGGAUUCAGAAGCUGACUUAGAGUUGAAUACAGCAAAUAACGAACUAGAUAGCCAAUGUGGACCGUCUGGUACAGGCUUAAAUGCCGAAUCUUCAUCUAUCGAACAAAAAUCGACUUCAGUAGAUACGGAAAAAUGGUUACGAGGAUUUGAAGCAAUGUCAAAGGAAAGUCAGCUUUUAGCAUUAACAGAACUUGUAAAUUCAUGCAGGCCAGCUCAUCUCCGACAUAUACAUAAAGUGGUUGAACCGUUGUUACAAAAAGACAUUAUUAGUUUGUUACCUAAAGAAGUAAGUAAGGAUUAUACUUUAUUUUUUUUAGUAAUUCUUUUAUUAUACUAUAGUAAAACUAAUUUUUUGUAUAUAUAAAUAUAUGCUUAAGAACUAACUUUUCUUUAGAUAUCUCAUUUGAUAUUAAACUAUCUAACGGCUGAAGAUUUGUACAAAGCAUCUAUGAUUUGUAGACGAUGGAGAGUUUUGUGUGAAGAUAAUGUUUUAUGGAGAGAAAAAUGCAUUGAAAACAAUAUUAUUCCUCCAAAUACACCACCAAAGUGAGUUGAAAUUAAAGUAUUGAAAAGUGGUAGAAUUUUUAACACCUGUUAAACAUGUUUUACAUUUUUUGCAAAGUAGUUUUAAUUGUUCAGUUUGGCACACAGAAGUUCAUGGGAAAUAGCUGAAGACAACUUGUUGAAUCCACAAAAUGGACGGCUAAAUUUCUGGGAAACUGGCAGAGUUGUAUCAAAUCGGGAUUCUGAACCAAAUACGGAGAAUGAAUGCUUCAAACGGGCUUACUGGAAAGCUGUAUAUUUGAGGUAUAAUUUUAAAAUUUUUGUUUUGUUUUUAGGUAGCAUUUAAUGAAAGACAGCUCAAUGUUUACGUCGUUUUUGGCGAAGUGAAAGUUUUAACUUAAUAAUGUUGUUGUGGUUUUCAGAAACAAUCGAAUUUAUCGAAAUUGGAUGCAAAACAAGCCCACAGCUCAAUGUCAUCUUGCGGGUCAUGAUGAUCAUGUUAUUACAGGAAUGCAGGUGAAAGGCGACUUAAUUGCGACGUCAUCCGAUGACACGACUGUUAGAAUUUGGUCGAUUUCAAGAGCAAAGGUAAAAGUUUCAAAAAGUUAAGAAGCAAGAUACUUUUAUAAAAAUAUAGACAAAAAUUAUCUAUUCUGAUGUCCUUAACAUUAUUAUUUAUAUUUUUUAGUGUAUGCACGUAUUACAAGGCCAUGGUGGUGGAGUAUGGUCAAUGAUUUUGACAGAUGACGGGAAAAAGGUCAUUUCCGGUUCAACUGAUCGAACUGCUAGAGUUUGGAACACAGAAACUGGAGAACAAAUUCAUUGUCUUCAAGGGCAUACAAGUACUGUCAGAUGUAUGGCUAUGAAGGGAAAUCGGUAGGUUUUUACACAUUUUUAUAACGGUUGUUUAUUCUUUUAUUAUAAUUCAAUUGUUUUACCAUUCAUGUAAAUUUUAGGUUAGUAACCGGCUCUCGUGACUGUACAGCACGUCUAUGGAACCUCGAUACUGGAGAGUUCAUCAGUGUUCUUGUAGCACAUUAUGCAGCCAUACGAUGUGUAGAAUACGAUGGAAAACACAUAAUCACGGGGUCUUAUGACCACAAAAUUGCUAUUUUCAACGCCGAAACAUGUGAACGCACUCAAAUACUCAUUGGACAUCAAAAUCGAGUAUAUUCAUUACUAUUGGACAAAGAGAAAGGCCUGCUAUUCUCAGGGUCUCUUGACCAGACUAUCAGAGUGUGGAAUGUUAAUGAUGGCACAUGUAUACAUACUCUGGUUGGACACAACAGCCUUACAUCGGCGAUGCAGCUCAGAAAUGGAUAUCUAAUAUCAGGGAACGCGGAUCACAGUAUAAGGGUUUGGAAUGUUGAGGAUGGUACUUGUGUGCACAUAUUGACCGGUCAGAAUUCACAUACAGCAGCGGUGACAGGACUACAGUUUAUAAGAGAUGAUUUGAUCGUCAGCAGCAGCGAUGAUGGUAUUGUCAAGCUAUGGAACAUCAAAACUGGCAUUUUCAUAUGUAAUUUAGUACAACUGCAACCGUUGGGAGGAUGUGUUUGGAGAGUUGAGGCAACUUCAACCUGCUUGGUUUGUGCGGUUGGGUCGAGAAACCAGGCAGAAGACACAAAGUUGAUUAUCGUCGAUUUUGACGCCCCAUAUCCUUGA